AUGGCUCGUCAGUUUUUCGUCGGUGGCAACUUUAAGAUGAAUCCUGUUUCCAGACAGGCCAAGGCAGCUCUUGCCAAAACCCUCAACAAGGCAGACCUUGAUCCAGCCACCGAGGUCGUCGUAGCGCCGCCAGCGAUAUACCUUUUACCUUUGAAGGACAUCCUCAGGAAGGAUGUCAAAGUAUCGGCACAAAACUGCUAUUUCAAAGAUUCCGGAGCCUUCACUGGUGAAAUCAGCCCCAAGCAACUGGUAGACUCUGAGAUACCCUAUGUCAUUCUUGGCCACUCGGAACGCCGCACACUCUUCCACGAAACAUCAGAGCUAGUAGCUACCAAGACGCGUGCAGCACUUGAUUCGUCUCUCAGUGUCAUUCUCUGCAUCGGAGAGACUCUUCAGGAGCGCGAAGCGGAUCAAACCGCUAAGGUAUGCCAGACACAAUUGAAGGCUGUUGUCGAAGUUCUGAAGGAGUCGGAUUGGAGCAAAAUCGUCAUUGCCUAUGAGCCCGUCUGGGCCAUUGGUACCGGAAAAGUCGCGACAUCUUCUCAGGCCCAGGAGGCUCAUGCGGACAUCCGUGCUUACUUGUCCAAGGCAGUAUCUCCCGCUGUCGCCGAAACUACCAGGAUCAUCUAUGGAGGAAGCGUAACAGCUGCAAAUUGCAAGGAACUCUCUACGAAACCCGACGUCGAUGGGUUCCUGGUCGGGGGUGCUUCUUUGAAGCCCGAAUUUGUCGAUAUCAUUAACGCAAAGCUUGAGAGGUCGAUCUAA
This is a messenger RNA of Guyanagaster necrorhizus, 765 nucleotides long. RefSeq names its product triose phosphate isomerase. Bases 1 to 765 code for a protein of 254 amino acids. The record is from RefSeq and is a predicted model, not a curated record. Gene Ontology annotation, molecular function: triose-phosphate isomerase activity. Lineage: Eukaryota; Fungi; Basidiomycota; Agaricomycetes; Agaricales; Physalacriaceae. Gene Ontology annotation, biological process: glycolytic process; glycerol catabolic process; gluconeogenesis. The transcript has 6 exons. Gene Ontology annotation, cellular component: cytosol.